AUGGCUCACCCAUGGCAUCCCCACCCAUUGAGGCUCAAUCUCGACGAAGAAGAAAAGCGAUUUAAGUGCAGUGGAUGCAAAGAACAUGGGUUAGGUCCAAGGUACCAAUGUGCCGUGAAUUGUCCCUUCGUCCUUCACGAGCUGUGUUUCAAUGUUAGCCCCGACGAUCCACCCAGAACCCAUGAAUUCAUGGGUAACUGCGAAUUCCAAUUCCUCCGGAAACCUCCGGGCGGACCGAACCGCCGGUUGUGCGAUGCUUGUGGGUGCGACAUCCGAGGGUUUCUGUAUCAUGAUAUGCGCAGAAACGUGCAUGACUUGCACCCUCGUUGCCUGAACCUUAAGAGAACCAUUUCUGAUCCUGAUAGUGGCAUGAAGCUGAAACUUAAGGACAAAGUGCCUUCCAACUCCGUGUGUGAUAAAUGCAAGAGGAAGGAUCUAAAUGUGGCGACCAAAGGGCCCUUCAGAGGUUGGUGCUACGCGUCCUCAUGUGGGAACUAUUGCUACCAUGUUUUUUGUUUGAAGAAGAAAUUGAUUCUAGAUAACUGGGAAAGGGGCUAUUUCAAUGUCGCUUCUUCUUCUUCUUCUUCGAGCUUGGUCGUCAGAACUGGACGCUCAUCAAGAAAUACGAGAGCGCCAAGUGAUGGAAGCUUGGUCACAUCAGCCCCACGCCCGUCGACUUCGUAUUCCACUCCUAAGGGGUUGUUCCCGGUGGCGAUGGUAUUUCUCGCCGCUCUAAUAUCACUAUAUUUGUCUGAAAAUCCAGUUGAAUUUUUUAAGGUUUUCGCUGAUGUGCUCGUGAAAGUUUUGCCUCGCUCUUAA
This is a messenger RNA of Neltuma alba, 819 nucleotides long. RefSeq lists its product as uncharacterized. The transcript has a single exon. The record is from RefSeq and is a predicted model, not a curated record. The coding region runs from base 1 to 819 and encodes 272 amino acids. Lineage: Eukaryota; Viridiplantae; Streptophyta; Magnoliopsida; Fabales; Fabaceae.